Molecule: messenger RNA, 3651 nt
Organism: Anthonomus grandis grandis
Lineage: Eukaryota; Metazoa; Arthropoda; Insecta; Coleoptera; Curculionidae
Exons: 13
Coding region: 200-3499 (1099 amino acids)
Source: RefSeq, a predicted model, not a curated record
GUUUAGAUUUUAGGUUUUGAUUAUGUUUUGCUUGUAUAAGCAUAAAUUUUCUUUAUAAAGUUCAUAGAAUAAGAUUUUUCAGAAUUUAAAGCGAAAAAACCUUAAACGAGAAUCUAGACUAGAAUGGCGACAAGUUUUAAAUUAGUGACAAAGUGAUCUAGCCUCUUUAUCCAUCCUGGUGCAUUAUAAACAAUCAACAAUGAGUUCAAAUUUUGUGGAAACUUUUGCCCAAUAUUUUCGAAAGCUACCCAAUAAAGCCAUGGUAAAUGCCAUUUGGAAGGAAAUCAUUUCUGGAAAAGAAUGUUCUGUUUCAUCAGAUCAAGUCAUUGACUAUGCAUUUCACUAUCCUGUCGACACAGAAAUGUACUUAGAAGAGCUCCAUCAGAAGUUUGAAGAUUGCAUAAAAGAGGACUUGAGAACCAUAGAUGGAUCUCUUAAAGGAUACUUGCAAACUUUCCUAUAUUACUGCAUUGGAAGCCAGGACAGAAUUCCAAUAAAAACUUCAUUACUCUCUGCUCAACUUUACCUUAAAAUUUUACUAAUUCCUUCUGGGAUCGGUCAGCUUUAUUAUGAAGAAAAUAUUUUUUUAGUAAUAUUGGGGAUGCUAAACAAGCACACAAAAAAAGAUAAGGUACUACAAAAGGAAGUGGUGCUUCUAAUUGAGCUAUUGUUUAAAUUUGCAUCAGACAAUGAAGUUGCUACCACAGUAGUUGAGGUUACAACCAACGUCUUUGCAAAUAUAAUUAAACAUAAGGCUUUAGUUGAUGAUUCUGAAAGUGAUGCUCUUGUCAAACUAUGUUUAAAUUGUUUGAAAGAAUUUAUAAACAUCAAAGAAAAUCCAAUAGAGCUAAAAUACAUCAUGGAAAGCCCAUUGAGGUGUCUAAGGAGAGGGACAAGUUCACAGCUUACAACACAGCAAAGAAAGGCAGCAGUUCUGGUUGCUAGAAAAUUUUUGACAACAGUGAUGCUUACUCAAAUUGAGGAUACAAAUAAGUUACAGUAUUUUAUAGACUCUUUAUUUGAAAUAUUUGGAAUGCCUGAUUUCGAUUACAUUGAAGACUGUGUUAUCCAUAUAAUAAAUUCCUUGGAUGAAAAACUAUACAAAGAAGUAUUACAUCGGAUUCCCAAAUAUUUGCAGUCAAAAAACCAUUACGGUUACUAUUGUAACUUAAUGUAUGUUGUUUACUACAUGCUGAAAAACCCACAUCCUAAUAACCUUGAUAAGUUAGACGUUUUAUUCGCAGUGUGUUUUCAAAAUAUAGUUGCACAGUUAUUAAAUACCCAGAAGUACAUAAAAGAGAAAGCGCUAGAAAUUGUGGGAAUGAUUUCUGUUCUACAUCAAAACCCUUUGGUUUUAAGGAUUUUUCAAAUGGUUAAUGAGACAGAUAGUUUUGUUAAUCUACCAACAGACAGUGUCUUGUAUGUAUUGGUGAAACUUUUACGUGACAUAGAUGUUGGACCCCAAAAUAAAAACAAAUAUAUCUUAAGUUUCCUAUCUAAGAUGCUGGUUCACAUAAGUAAAGUGGAUGACAACAUGGCAUGUGAAGCUCUACUUUUAAUUUCUAAAGAUGGGACGCCAUAUAGCAUGCAGACAUAUUUGCCGGAUAUGCACGAUUUGUUUUUACAACUGACUGUUAAACCUGAUUGUCCAGCUAGGAUUUAUAUUUUACAGAUAUUUUUUAAAAUGGCUAUGCAUCCAGAUAAUACUGCCAGUGUAUAUCAACAGCAUUUGUAUAAAUCCAUGAUUUUCAAUUCAACAUCAGAGGCAAACGGAAAGACAUACGGACCAGAAGAAUAUUCAAAUAUGAUUUUGUCUGAGGAAUUCGAUUUUAAAAUACUUUUACCAAAGUUUCGAAAUCUUAUCAGAUAUGACCAUAUUUCUCAUUUGAUCGCGAAUUUCAAGUUCAGAGAAAGAGGAUAUCCUAUUUUAUUACACUGCCUCCUUAAUUACGUUGAAUACAAGGAAUAUGAGGUAUUGACUGACUAUAUUGCAACCAAUUUAGAUGGGAUUUUAGGUUUGGACACCUCCUUCCUUAUUGAUUCUUUUAGAAAGAUAUUAGUCAGUAAAGGCCAAUAUAGUCUUGAAGAAUAUGGUCGUAAAUUUCACACAAUUCAUGCAUAUUUAUGGCAUGGUCUAUACUCAGAAGAAAGUCAUAUUGCAAAUAUAAAGCCAUCUCUGGGGUUAAUAGACUUAUUGAGAGAAAUUCUUCAGUUGCCAGAUGAAACACAAAGGAAACAAGAUUUGCUGUUACUGGCCAGCGAGAGGGCAUAUAAGGAUGUCACAAGAGAUCAAUUCUUUUUGGGAUCAGUUAUGCACUUAACUGAACUUUGUAUUGCUUUAAAGGCAGCACCAUCGGAUCAACUUUUAAUCAUUAUAGUAAAUGUGAUGCUUGACCCUAGAAGUUUUUCUGCAAUGGUAAGACAUCAUAGAGAAUUACUAAUUCAGCUGACGUCAUUUUUUGGAACUCUUGCCAUGAUGAAACGGUCACAUGUUGCUACUGCUACUAAACUUUUUAAAAUGGCUAUUGAGGUAGAAGAUCCCCUAAUUCAGUUUACUACGAUUAAAGGAUAUUAUUUACUUGCAUCUGACAUCAGCAAGGAAUUUGAGGACAUAAUAAAAUUCUGUUUUGCUCAUUUAACUUCCACCCACACCAUACUUGUGAGAACGUGUUUUAUGAUACUUGAGGAACUUGUGCAUGAAAGUCGGAUUAUGCUGGAUUCAGAAAAUUUUAUAAGAUUUGUGCAUAGAUUAGCAUCACAUAAUUUGAGUGAUUUUAUGAAAGUUGCAUUGGAAGAUCGAUUUGUGGUAUCAAAUAAAAACGAUAUAGGGCGAUACUUCAUGCCGACAUUGGUUUAUAUGAGUGGGUACACAAAAUGGGAUGAACAUCCAAUAUCAAGGCUUUUUGAGGAGGAGUUGCAUUCAAUAAGAAAGCUUUUGCAUUAUCCUAAAGUAUUAAUUGGAUUUUUAUUCGGGGCUAUACAAACUAGAACCCGGAUUAAUAUUUUACUUGAAAUGUGUACAAUCAUUGAUUCUUUGGUCGCCGGGAGGCGUAAAGUAGAUGACAACUUUUUUGUGUUAUUUACUUAUUUUAUGUACACGUUUAAAGUAAUGUCACGACGACCUUAUAUCAAUUACAGAAUCUCUUUUUACGCUGACGUAUACAAAUUUAUUGACAAGGAGUUGUUUCACAAAACAGGAAAAGUUAAGCAGUUCCGUGAAUAUGAGGAAUUUGAAGUUGACGUCAGAAAAUGUACGAAUUCCCUUUUGCGUUUAUUUGAUUUUAUUUUGCAAGAACCAAGGCUUGAAGAACAUCUUCUUUCUGUAUUUGAUGUGGUCGCUUGUUGGAUAGACCAUUUCAAAGUUGCUAUGCUCUACUACGUACGCUAUGACAAAGGACACGAUUAUGAUUUUUCUGUAAAGAAAGUAGCAAACUUUUAUGCCAAAAAUAAGACCAGAUUGGAAAAUUAUCUGGAUAACCAAGAGCCAAUUAUUAAUUGACAUUAUGCUCAAAGGAUACUUGGAAGAACAACAUUUCUUCGACAUUUUUAAUAUAAAUAAAAUUAUAUUAAUUAUUAUAGUUAAAAAUAUAUAUCUGUUAUUAUUUAAUUUUAUGAAGAAAUUUUUUAUAUUAUAUAAACAUAUUUUUUAAA